AUGUACACCAUUAAGGUUUUUCUUUUUAUUAUCCCUCUAGUUAUUUCCUCCAGAAUUGACCAAGAAUAUUCAUCAUUUGAUUCUAUAGCUCCAGAGCCAAAAUCAAGAUUUGCUAUGUUAGAUGACGUAAAAAUUUUAGCAAAUGGUCUCCUUCAGUUGGGGCACGGUCUUAAAGACUUUGUCCAUAAGACUAAGGGCCAAAUUAAUGACAUAUUUCAAAAACUUAACCUAUAUGAUAAGACUUUUUAUGACCUAUCACAGCAAACCAACGAGAUCAAAGAAGAAGAACGGGAACUUAGAAAAACCACAUCCAAACUACAAGUGAAAAAUGAAGAAGUGAAGAAUAUGUCACUUGAACUUAACUCAAAAUUUGAAAGCCUUAUAGAAGAAAAAACUUUACUACAACAGAAAGUAAGAUAUCUGGAGGAUCAACUAACUAAUUUAAUCAAAACUCAACCUGAAGUCAAGGCACAUCCAGAAGUAACAUCACUUAAAAGUUUUGUAGAGCAACAAGACAAUAGCAUCAAGGACCUUCUCCAAACCAUGGAAAACCAAUACAAACAAUUAAAUGAACAACACAGCCAAAUAGAAAAAAUAGAGAAUCAGCUAAAAAGGACUGUUACUGAAGAGCCCACAGAAAAUUCCAAGACCAGAGCACCAAGAACUACACCUUCUUUUCAAAUGAAUGAAGAAAAACAUUUAGAAUAUGAGGGCAUUCCUGUUGAUUGUGCCACCAUUUCCAACAGAGGUGAAAAAGUGAGUGGCAUUUAUGCUAUUAGACCCACCAGCUCUCAAGUUUUUAAUGUCUGCUGUGAAGUUAAAUCAGGUAUCUCAUGGACGUUAAUUCAGUACCGGAUAGAUGGAUCACAAAACUUCAAUGAAACUUGGAAGAAGUAUAAGUACGGUUUUGGGAGACUGAACGGAGAAUUUUGGUUGGGCCUAGAGAAAAUUAAAUCCAUAGUGAAGCAAUCUAAUUACACUUUAAGAAUUGAAUUAGAAGAUUGGAAGGACAACAAGUAUUAUGCUGAAUAUUCUUUUCACUUGGGAAAUGAAGAAACCAAUUACCUGUUAUACUUAGUUGAGAUUAGUGGCAAUGUCUCUAAUGUACUACCAGAACACACAGAUUUGGUGUUUGCCACGUGGGACCACAAAAUAAAAGGACAACUCAACUGUCCCCAAAGUUAUUCAGGAGGUUGGUGGUGGCAUGACAAAUGUGAAGAAAACAAUCUAAAUGGUAAAUAUAUCAAAUCAAGAGCAAAAACCAGAAUAGAGAGGAGAAGAGGAAUAUCUUGGAAAUCUCAGGAUAGAAGAUUAUCCUCUAUAAAGUCAACUAAAAUGCUGAUCCACCCAACACACUAA
Molecule: messenger RNA, 1359 nt
Organism: Elephantulus edwardii (Cape elephant shrew)
Lineage: Eukaryota; Metazoa; Chordata; Mammalia; Macroscelidea; Macroscelididae
Gene: ANGPTL3
Product: angiopoietin-like 3
Exons: 7
Coding region: 1-1359 (452 amino acids)
Biological process (GO): triglyceride homeostasis; phospholipid homeostasis; phospholipid catabolic process
Source: RefSeq, a predicted model, not a curated record